Messenger RNA from Arctia plantaginis, 1257 nucleotides. The record is from the annotation of a GenBank genome assembly. Lineage: Eukaryota; Metazoa; Arthropoda; Insecta; Lepidoptera; Erebidae.
AUGAGGUUGGCAGGGGCAAUUUUCAGCAAUGUUACGAAAAUGCUUGAUUUUUACUCACAGUUCAACCCUUCGCCGCUGUCUAUAAAGCAAUUUAUAGAUUUUGGUCUAAAUGCGUGCGAAAGGAAAUCCUUCUUGUUCCUGCGAAAGGAGCUGCCAGUCAGGCUAGCGAACAUCAUGAAAGAGAUAGCAUUGUUACCAGAGAAUCUGCUACGGAUGCCUUCAGUCGGCCUGGUGAACCAGUGGUACGAAAGAUCCUUUGAAGAGAUCAUUCAGUUCGAACAGAGUGAACCUGACCCUGCUGUGCUGAGUCAGUUUUGCGAACGCGUAGCUCACAUUCGCAACCGCCAUGCUGACGUAGUCCAAACCAUGGCUCAGGGGGUUCUUGAACUUAAGGAGUCACAUGAAGUGGAUCCUGGCACCGAGAACUCGAUACAGUAUUUCUUGGACAGAUUCUACAUGAGCAGAAUUUCGAUCAGGAUGUUGAUAAACCAACAUACUCUUCUCUUUGGCGAACAAAUCGGUCCAAAGAAGGUUGCCGUGAAUGGUAUUGACAAUGGUGGAAGACAUAUCGGCUCCAUCGACCCAGCGUGCGACGUGGUCGGAGUUGUCAAGGACGCUUAUGAAAACGCCAGGUUCCUAUGUGACAGAUAUUAUAUGGCGUCCCCAGAUCUGCAGCUGCUACAGCAUGGAGUGCCAAGUGAACGACCUAUGCACAUAGUGUAUGUACCUUCUCAUCUGUACCACAUGCUGUUCGAGCUGUUCAAGAACUCCAUGAGAGCCACCAUGGAGAACCAUGACACUCCACCUCCGAUCACUGUGAACGUCAUCCAGGGUCGAGAGGACGUCUCUGUUAAGAUGUCGGACCGCGGUGGUGGUAUCCCACGCAGCGUAACGGACUUGCUUUUCAAGUACAUGUACAGCACAGCUCCACAGCCAUCCAAGUCUGAUUCACACACCGUGCCAUUGGCUGGAUACGGGUAUGGUCUGCCCAUCUCGAGGCUGUACGCGCGUUACUUCCACGGAGAUCUCACUCUCAUGUCUUGCGAGGGGUACGGCACUGAAGCUGUCAUAUAUUUGAAGGCAUUGACAAAUGAAGCGAACGAGCUCCUACCAGUGUUCAACCGCACUUCUAGCAAGUUCUACCGGCCGGUGUCACAGCUCGGCGACUGGUCCGGCUCCCUGAACACCGGCUCCAACGCUUCAGAAAAGAAGAACAGAGAGAAGGUAUCGCCGCUAUCGUCCUCCCGUAGUCUAUAG